Lytechinus variegatus (green sea urchin) is the source of this 2445-nucleotide messenger RNA. Its product is annotated as retinol-binding protein 1-like. Gene Ontology annotation, molecular function: fatty acid binding. The transcript is spliced from 3 exons. The record is from RefSeq and is a predicted model, not a curated record. Gene Ontology annotation, cellular component: cytosol; nucleus. Gene Ontology annotation, biological process: fatty acid transport. Bases 143 to 538 code for a protein of 131 amino acids. NCBI's taxonomy places the organism in Eukaryota, Metazoa, Echinodermata, Echinoidea, Temnopleuroida, Toxopneustidae.
CCGGCUUUUCAUUUCUCGUUGAAGACUUCCCUGACUCACUUGAUGUUGGAGAGCAGACACCGAUACAACUUUCAAAAACCCCGGCGAACGGAAACUCGGAAACUUUUGCAGAAAAUAAGACAAUCAACUUGCUGCCACCAAAAUGCCUACAGACUUCAGCGGAGAGUGGUUGAUGGUGAGUCACGGUGAGCUGAGUAGUGAUCUAAUGGAUGCGAUGGGUAUCCCUGCAGAGGUCCGCCCCAGUCUACCGAUCAAGACACUCACAGUCAACAUCACACAGGAUGGAGAUCAGUUUGAGAUAUGUAGCAAGACUGCAGAACGCAGUAAUAGCUACAGUUUCCAGGUUGGGAAGAGCUUUGAGACUAGCUUGGUCGGCUUUCUACCCAAGAUGACGGUGACUGCGUCGUGGGAGGGCGAUAAACUGCUGUUCACCGCUGAGAAUGAUUUCAAGAUGGUUCGUGAGAUCAGAGAAGGGAAGAUGAUAGCCAUUGUAUCAAAGGGUGACGUCUCAUUCGAAGUGGCCUUCGAAAAAGCAUAGGAUGUAGCUUUCGCGAGGCGGGAUGACGGGAUCGAGAGAGUUUAUGUAAACCGACUAGUGGUAUCCGACUGCGACCCGAUUCUCGUGUAAUUUGAAAUAGAAUUGAUGAGGGUUCAUUUCGUGGGGCAAAGCUGCUUAACACUAGUUACCCUGCGAAAGUGACUCGACAAUGAAUAAAACUUAGCGUUAUUGCAGUUAUGGAGUAUUGUGUGUUUUUAAGUCAGUUUGUAAGUGUGGCUGCAUCAUUUGAUUUAAAAUGUGUGUAGGAUUGUGUAUUUUACUUUAUCAGACAGGAUAUGCCCCCCUAAAAAUGCAUUGUAUUUGUAUCAACAAGCAUCUAAACCUUUAAGCUUUUAGCGAUUAAGGAUUUGGCAUCUGUGUAUAUAUUUUAAUUCCAUUAAUCGAAGUUUCAUGGUAUUCAGAAAAUGAAUUAAUCUGCUUAAGAGUUUGUAGUAUAUCGAAUGAGAACCAGUUGUGUUUGGAGGCACGUGUCACGGGCGGCACUUGAGAGGGCGCAAAAACAUGCCAAAAAAGUCAAAGAUAAAGAUCAAAAGGAAGAAAAUAAAGAAGACCCAAAAUGUUUCAAGAGGAUUGAUGUCCCCUUGAUACAUAAAAAAAAAUCUUUAUAGGCUUUAAGUUUUGACAGCUCAAUGAUCGCCUUGCUUCCUCACAUAUAUGAUUCCUCUCAGAACUAUUCUCAUCCAUUUGUAGUUCUGAAAUUACCUUCUCAAAAGCAUGAUCGGAUUCCAGUUUUUGUAAAAUUGCACGGCUUAAACAUUGAUUUGAAAUAAAUGUAACCCUUGAUCAAAGGGGGCAUGCAAGGUUAAGGGUGCGCAGGAAAAGAAAUGCGCUUUGUUAAUAAGCAGAAUGUGCAAGAAAUAGUAGAUUGAAUUUGUCGCCACACUACAAUAGAGUUAUUUUAGUGCAGUUGGGAUAGGGGUACACCUUACGGUGUCUAUGGUGUCUGAGGUAUAUAAAAUGCAUUAGAUACGCCACUAGAGAUCAGUAGCCUACAAUUUAUUUACAUGCAAUCUGAGAUAGAUUUCGGUUUUUGUUCUGACUGCGGUAUUAAACAAAAUAGAGAGUUACUUCAGUUUGUGUUAUUAUUAUUAAACCAGAUUUCUAUCUUCUUAUUAAACAUAUCUUCUGGUAAUCGGCCUGUAUAGAGUCAAACUUGUUUUUUUUUUUCACCUCACCCUCUUCUAUUAAUCUAUCUCUUACAGAGACCUCGAGAUAUAGAGAAAGCUUGCUAAGAUGUAAGUUCUUCCAUUUUCUCUAACAGUUUUUUUUUAAUUCUUGUGCAGAAUUGAAAGUAACAUUGAGUCGCAAGACCUCCAGGCAGAUUAGAAAAUAAAUCUCCGUGUAAAUAUAUUUUCCUAUUGCUUGAAGCCUCAGUAAACAAUUUUUCGAAAAUCAAAAUUUGAUACGACUUAUAACUUAUUAAAGUUAACUAAAAGACACGGGAGGAUAACAAGUUUUAGAGCAUUUAAAAAAAGUAUUAAGUUGUUCGAAGUUCAUUGUAAUUCUCGCCAAUAAUUAGUUGUAUUCAAUCAUUGUAUUUGGUCUUCGAUGUUUUACCUUUGGUAUAUCUGGAAUGAUAGUGUGAUAUACUUUGGGAGCCUGAAGACUGAGUUAUUUGCUGUAAAAUAGUUUUCAUUUUUUAAUUGUCGAUAUUAGGAAGAGAUGAUGUAGAGUAGUUUAUUGUUUUCAAGUGAUGAAGAAGAAGGAGAAAGGAAGUAUAUUGGGAAAGAAACGAUUGAACCAUGCAAUUACCAUAAUCGAACUGUUAACUGCACUUCUCCCUCAUAUACAGUAUAUACUGGCGUUGUGGCCGCUGAAACUAUCAUGACAAAAUUUCCUUAUUAUGCUGUAUUUCCAACAUUCAGUGAAUAAACAAAUAAUGGUAA